AGAAGGGGCGGCCAUGCCCACCAGGCCUUUGUGACCCGCAGUGACAUGGUGCUCAGAGGCCAUUGUGACGCGGGUGCGUGUCAUGACCCUUGGGGCUGCCAAAGCCUGCAGUGGCCACUCCCAGGAGAGCAGCGCUCUGAGGAGGCAGCAGCUUCUCUGGAGGCAGCAGCUACCCUGGGUGAUUGUGGCCAGUGUUCAGCAGAGCACUCCCACAAUGCCAGAAAAGAAGGAGGCAAAUGCCCAUGGCCAGCCCCGUGAGGGGCAGCCACUGCUGUACCGGCGGCGGCACCAGGUGACCCCCAGGCAGCCACAGGCGGCACCUCAGGUCACCUGGACGAACCACACGCUGCACAGCGGCGGCACACGGCCGCAGAGACUGUCCGUGUCAGACUUGCCACCUCUCCAUGGCCCAAAGUUGCCAUUGGCACCUCUCUGCCAGCUCAACCCUGAAAUGCAAAGAGCAGCCUCUGCGAGGGUCAAGCUGCCCCAUCUGCCAGCAGCAGCAGCCCCUCGGUUUUCUCCCAGAGGCGCAGCACUUGCUGUGGGCCCCAUGGCCAGAGGCCAGCAAGAGAUGGUACCACCUUCACCAAGGGGCACUCUGGCUGCUGGCAGGGCCUGGGAAACACCUUCCCAGGCUAGGAGAGCAAAAGGCUCAGCGGCAAGGCAGGGCCACGGCCUGCCACCUGUGGAACCUGCACGUGGCAUGCAGAUCCGCCCUGGGACCCAUGCGGCUUGGAAGCACCUGGAGCACUCUGAGACAGAGGAGCUCAUCCAGGUGCAGGUAGGGCAUGGGGGCAACACCUGCAGUGACCUGUUUGCAGGCCUGGGCCCAUAUCUGCGGGAAAACAGGUCCGUCAAGUCCACCCUGAGAACCCCCAAGUGGUUAAGCGCCCGCCAAGAGGUGCAGGGAAUUAGUUGGCCAGCCAAACAAAUUGCAGAUUGCAAGCAGCUGUGCCCAGAGGAUGAUGAGGAUUUGAUGCGUCGUCUGCGUGAAAAGAGGGAGGAGCUGGAGCAGCUGGAAGAUAAAGUGUAUGAAGAGAUGUUUAGAGCCAUCUUCUCUUCCCUGGAUGACAACGACAGGCCCAUGAGGUCCAAGUCCAGCCUCAGCGAUGCAUCAAGCUUUACCCUGGAGCCAGCUGCAGGCCCCUCGGCCCCACACAACACUUGCAGCCUGACCAAUGAUGCUGCAGAAGAGACACAAACCUGCUCAGAACUUGUGUCUCUUGACCAGUUGUUGGCUGAGCUGUGCCCUGUCUCGGACAACUCACUGUCUUGCAAUGCUCUCGUCAAGGACUCCGCAGGAGAGACAGAUAACAACACAGGGAUUGCACAUCCUGACCUGUUGGCAGGCCUGUGCUCUGUCUCUGGCAACUCGCCAUCCUGCGCCUUUCUCGAUGAGCACGUGGAAAUGUGUGAGGAAGAGGAGCUCUAUGACGGAGCAACAGCAGGACAGAGUCACAGCGAGCCAGACAGCCCGUUGUCUCUCUCAAUGCAAGAGGAGGAAGCAGAACCACCAGCUUCUCCCAUAGACAGUGAUCCCUGCAUCGAGCACCACAGCCAGCCUCUCCCCACAGCAUUACUCAAAGACCCAAAUAUGUCUGUGGGUUGUGCCGUGCCUGCCGAUGCUGUGGACGAGGACGAUGCGGCAGACAUAGAUGUUGGCUGUGCCCGGGCCGCCCCUCCCCAGGAAAACCCUGUGGGGAUGAGCCGCCGGCAGGGCCGUGCCCGGUGCCUGCCCAGCCCCUGGCACGCAGUGUUCCUGCCUGCCCCGCUGGCAGUGCAGCCGUCCCGCAGCCCCCGGCCCCACGGCGAUGGCGCUCCAUGGCCAAGAGGGCCUGGCGGGCUCUGCGCCGCCUUUUCUCCUUCAGCUGCCUCAGCGGGCAGCCGGAGCAGUGAGCCCGGGGCCAGCACUGGGACGGUCACCAAAGAUGCCUCAGGGCUCACCCUGGGCACGCUGAGCUCCCAGGGACAGCGGCUGGUCCCUGAGGCAACAGCACCAGGGAGAUGA
This is a messenger RNA of Taeniopygia guttata (zebra finch), 2008 nucleotides long. The record is from RefSeq and is a predicted model, not a curated record. NCBI's taxonomy places the organism in Eukaryota, Metazoa, Chordata, Aves, Passeriformes, Estrildidae.